AUGUUGGCGGUGAUUGUCGAUGACCAGCGUGACAUCAGCACGGUGAAGCAGCGGCUAGGGACCAUCGUCAGCAAACGCAGAAAGGUCGAGAACCACAACGGAGAAUUUUGGAUUUAUUGCAAAACCGAUAAUACCCUCGAUAUUACCCUCGGAUCUUUAACGACCGGGUGUCGAGGUAGUGUGAGAUUUGGAACUUAUGAAGAAGACGAGUUUGCCCAUUUGCAGCCAUUGCAGCGGCUUUUAAAGAAAUUUUUGCGCUCCAGAGGUUCAAUUGUGUCUGCAGAACCACAACUAAUAGAAACCUGUCCCAAAACAUGGACUUUAUACAAGCCAAUGGUUCUCUUUGGAGCCAACAGUUUUGGGUGCAAAUUAUGGAAUGAAUUUUUGUCGGAAUAUGGACCGGAUUUCUUCAAGUAUAUCUUGCAAGAUGAGCUUUUUGCAAAAUAUACCCAUAUAGCCAUCAACAAACCAAUUCAAAACGAUGACGUCAUGCGGCGGCCGUUUUCUAUCACACCUGUUUUUGGCGAUUUUGGACCGGAACCCAAUGACAAAAUUUUCAACGAGCCUACAAAAAAGGAUUUCGACCAAGCGUUCUGGUGCUCUGCUGUCCAGAAUGGAAUCUACCAGGAAUGGGCACCUCGGUUUACCAUGUUUUCUCGAGGCAAUAUUAAGGAAAAAAAACGAGUGUUGCAAUUUGGCUGCGAAAAAGACGAUUUUGUCAUUGAUAUGUAUGCUGGAAUUGGGUACUUUGCUUUGUCUUAUUUGCACAAUGGGGCAACUGUGUUUUGCUGGGAACUCAAUCCGUGGUCCAUUGAGGGUCUCAAGAGGGGUUUGAGUGCUAAUGGUCACAACCUAAGAAUUUUUCAGUCUCAAGAUGAAUUUACUUUGGAUCGUUUUAACCAGCUCAGAAAAGAAGGAGUCACUGCAUUUGUAUUUGCUGAGAGCAAUAUACACGCCGUGGACCGACUAAGCGUUUUGAACAAUCCGAAAAUUCGCCAUAUCAAUCUUGGCUUGCUUCCCUCAUCGCGAGAUUCGUGGAGCGCAGCGAAAAAUUUGGCUGCGAAAUCUUCAAUUUCUACAACUAUCCAUGUCCACGAAAACGUACAUAUAGGGGAGAUUGACACAUUUGCCAAACAGAUGGGGGUCCAGUUUGGCACUGUGGAACAUGUGGAAAAGGUGAAGACAUUUGCCCCGGAUAUUUGGCACAUAGUUGUGGAUGUAAAAGCGAAGAAAAAUGAGAAUUGA
This is a messenger RNA of Meyerozyma guilliermondii ATCC 6260, 1245 nucleotides long. RefSeq names its product Trm12p (gene TRM12). The record is from RefSeq and is a predicted model, not a curated record. NCBI's taxonomy places the organism in Eukaryota, Fungi, Ascomycota, Pichiomycetes, Serinales, Debaryomycetaceae. Gene Ontology annotation, molecular function: S-adenosylmethionine-dependent methyltransferase activity; tRNA methyltransferase activity. Gene Ontology annotation, cellular component: cytoplasm. The transcript has a single exon. Gene Ontology annotation, biological process: wybutosine biosynthetic process; tRNA methylation. The coding region runs from base 1 to 1245 and encodes 414 amino acids.